ACCGGAAAUGUCCGUCAGUGGCGGGGAAAGCGUUAAAGGGACACUCCACCAAAAAAUGCUUUGGUUCAGAUGGCAUCUUACUCCAAACACAAGACGACGUGAGCUUUGACUUUGCAGACAUGAAUCUGAUAACUGCACUGCUGUUUUUUCUCUCAGGUCUUUUUGGGGGUUACUCUCUUCUUCCAAGGCAGUUCUUUUAUGUAUCUAAGCUGAUGACUUGGACAGACGCUCAGAGCUACUGCAGACUGAAAUACACAGAUCUGCUUUAUGUGUACUAUGAGGAGGAUCUACAAAAAAUGGCUUCUCUUCUUCCUCUUUAUAGCAAAGCAUGGAUAGGGGGGUUUGAUCUGAAGUCUGAGCCUGAGUCUGACCCACAAAACAGUACUGAAAUAGAAAAAGUGACUCAGAACUGUUUAGCUAUAAAAACUGAUACCUGGCAACUCACCAAAAAGAGCUGCACACUGACAUCUUCAUUUUUCUGUAGCCAAAGUCAAGGCAAAAGGGUUGUGUUGCGAUUUAAAUUGAAUCUUGGUGGACAAGUGGACCUCAAUGACCCUAUAAUAAGAUCGACCAUGUUAGCUAAGAUCAACGAGAAAUUCAACGAAAUUGGGUUUGGUGAUGCUAUCAAAAUGCAGUUGAUCACAAAGCGAGAAACACUGUGGGUGAAAGGAGAAGAUGAAACCUGCACAUAGUUAUUUUUAUUAUUAUUUAUUAUUUUAAAUUCAUUUGUAAAAUAGAAUUGCAAUAAUUUCCUAUAUUCUAAUGACUAGUUAUGCCAUUCAUUGUACAGCCUAAUUUACACACUUUAAAUUUAGGCUACUGUAGGCCUACUGAGCAUUUUGGGUUUGUUAGAAAACCGUGACUCCAUGUUAAAUGAACAGUAGUUGUAUUUAUCUUUUAUUUAACUAUUUUGCUAUUUUAAUCGUAUCCAAUUUAUAUGAUUACUUACAGGAAGCUUCAUCUUUUUUAAAUGCGUAACGUUAUGGCUUCUGGUUCUGAUGGUCAACAGACACCGGAAGUAGGGUGAACUGCAGCCUUUUUAGCGUCUGGAUUGUUUUUAACGUAGGCUAACUGUGCAGAAAGAGGGAUAUAGUAAAGUCAGUCGGUCGUUUGGAAAUUGAAUGGUGUAAAGUGUGAAUUUAGUCAUUUAAUUAUGCUUUCUUUUAGUUGUCGUUUUAGGGACAAUCAUUAUAUCGGCCAGCAGAGGGCGCUAUCACACUGAUUUUCAUCACACAAAACACGGCCGUAUUCACGCUCUGCACGAUAUGUAGUAUAGCCUAUAAAUAUUGAUAUGAAAUAACUCAAUGAAAUAAAAUGUAUUAAUUAAACAAAGAGUGAGUAUCUGUUUUCACGUGCCAAGAGAGCAGCUCUGACCAAGAGUCAGUGGCCAGUUUCAACAAACUUGCACACAGAAUAGGAUUUGUGCUGCCAUUCAGGUCAGGAAAAACAAAGAAAUUGCGUACAAUAUUAAUAAAGAUAAAUCGUAAAGGUGUGUGCAUCAAAGGCAUUAUAAAACAGACUUUUAUGGCUUUUUGUUCUUAGUCGCAUUCCACGGCAUCAGUGAAAUGGCUGGUUGUGCCUGUUUAACCCCUUAGAUGGGAUGGGGAGAGGGUGGUGGGUGGAUGUCAACUUAAAAGGUUACUUAAGGACUCAACAAAGAUAUAAAUUAACUGAGACAAAAAUAAUAAUAAUCAUGUUGUGGAGGUUUAAAUUACUGGGGUCAAAUUGACUCCAGUGGGUAAAAAAUGUUAUCAGAUUUGAGGAGGGUUAACAAUAGGCUACCUUGUGCCAAAUAGCUUUUUGGUGUUGUGGGUAAAUACAAUCAUUGCAUGUUUGUAACAGUUUGUCGUGUGUAAUCUGAAAGCUAUUCCAUGCAAUUUUAAAACAUAUCAGCUGUGGGCCUAAUCGAAAAUGUAUGUCUGUGACGCACAUAAUACGGCAUUCUGAGGAGGAAAAAAGCAAACCCUGCCCACCAUCUGCGUCAAGUCACACCAUGAGUGGUUUCCAAGCGUUUUCACAAAUGUUGGAUUUUGAAGCUCCCACCUCCUACAUGAUAGCACAGUCGAUUCAAUUCUACAAUAGUGACAUCUAAUUGAUGCUUUACUUAAUUUAUUUGUUUGACCAAGUUUCCUUGACUUUCGGGUCACAUUGGGAUUUUUUCAUUCAAU
This is a messenger RNA of Pimephales promelas (fathead minnow), 2168 nucleotides long. RefSeq lists its product as uncharacterized. The record is from RefSeq and is a predicted model, not a curated record. Lineage: Eukaryota; Metazoa; Chordata; Actinopteri; Cypriniformes; Leuciscidae.